Messenger RNA from Emiliania huxleyi CCMP1516, 522 nucleotides. RefSeq lists its product as hypothetical. The record is from RefSeq and is a predicted model, not a curated record. The coding region runs from base 1 to 522 and encodes 173 amino acids. The transcript has 3 exons. Lineage: Eukaryota; Haptophyta; Isochrysidales; Noelaerhabdaceae.
AUGGACUACUCAAAGUGGGAUCACAUUGGGGCGUCGUCGGACUCGGACGACGACAGCGAGGAGUCAGGCGACGAGCGCGAGAGCUCUCCCGCCGGCGGCCGCAGGCAGCCUCCGGCCGCGGUCGGGGCGCCUUCGGACGCGACGGCGGCAGCGAGGCCCUCGCCGCCGGCCGCGGCGCAGGCGUCGGCGAGCGCGGUGCUGUCGCGGGUGACGCGAGUCGAGCGGCUCGCGGAGGAAGUGCUCGCUGAGCGGCGGCAGAUGGUCGAGCUGGACGCGCGGCGCCAGCACACGCGAGAGGCCAUGGCGAGUCUGCGGAGGACGAGGACGAUGGUGGAGAAAGACCAAGAGAGGCUCGAGGGCGAGAUCGCUGCGCUGCACCGCUCGGUGCAGCAGAAGACGUCCGAGCUCUGCGAGAUUGACCCGAGCAUUAGUGGCGGCUCGGACGUGCAUCGCUCCUUUUCGUCGUUGCACGGCCUGUCGCUCGAUCAAGUCGCGGAGGUGCUGCCGGAGACCACGCGAUAG